CGGUCAUGUGAUCAGCUGUGUCCAAUCACAGCUGAUCGCAUGGGACAUGUGCACUGAUCAUCAGGGCACUGAUGAUCAGUGUGCCCUGAUGAUCAGUGUAGCCCCAGCAGUGCCACCUGUCAGUGUCCAUCAGUGCCAGCUGUCAGUGCUCAUCCAUGCCAUCUGCUAGUGCCCAUCAGUGCCACAUCAAUGCCACAUAUCAGUGCCUACCAGUGCACAUCAAUUCCACAUAUCAGUGCCCAUCUGAGUGGCCUUUUAGUGUCUCCCAUCAGUGCCAAUCAGUGCCACCAAUCAAUGCCAAUCAGUGCCACCUAUCAGUGCUGCCAAUCAGU
Messenger RNA from Staurois parvus, 332 nucleotides. NCBI's taxonomy places the organism in Eukaryota, Metazoa, Chordata, Amphibia, Anura, Ranidae. The record is from the annotation of a GenBank genome assembly.